This is a messenger RNA of Musca vetustissima, 4176 nucleotides long. It is a transcript of the gene Cftr, whose product is annotated as ATP-binding cassette sub-family C member 4. The transcript has 12 exons. Gene Ontology annotation, biological process: transmembrane transport. The coding region runs from base 1 to 4176 and encodes 1391 amino acids. The record is from RefSeq and is a predicted model, not a curated record. Gene Ontology annotation, molecular function: ABC-type transporter activity; ATP hydrolysis activity; ATP binding. Gene Ontology annotation, cellular component: membrane. NCBI's taxonomy places the organism in Eukaryota, Metazoa, Arthropoda, Insecta, Diptera, Muscidae.
AUGGACAGUUCAAAGAAACCUCAGAAAGAAAAUCCACGGCGAUUAGCAAAUAUAUUUUCACAAUUAAUAUUUGGCUGGUCCAUACCGAUGCUGUACAAAGGUUGUCGCCAAGGCUUAAAUACCGAAGAUCUUACAAAAUGCUUGCCAGAAGAUUAUUCCGAAGAGUUGGGCGAUCAAUUGGAGAGAAAUUGGUAUAAGGAAGUGGAAAAAUCUCGGGCUCAAAAUCGUGAACCACUAUUACGCACUGCCAUUUUGAAGACAUUUUGGCGUUCGGCCAUUGUCGAUGGUCUUAUCUGUUUAAUUUACAUUACUAUUAAAUCACUUAUACCCGCCGUAUUAGCUCAAUUAUUACUGCAAUUCCAGAAGACUACAACACCACCAAUUAUCAAUGACUCCAGCAAAACAUUUACACUGAAUGGUGAUGAAGAUGUGUCGUCGUCGAUGCCAACGACAAUGCUUUUUAAUGGAAAUGGGACUCUUGAUCGAAAUGUCCGUUCUAUAGAUAUUAAUCAAAACAAUAAUGAUGGCUCAAAUCCCAAUCUAUUACCACCUGAUGAUGGUAAACUACUCGCGACGAAUAAUUUCAGUUCGGUAACAGCAGAACCAAGUAAUCCGCCAGAAUAUAAUACUGUUAUAGAUUUCUUGUGGAAUGAUGUUCACUGUUUGGGAGCAAUAUUGGUAGUAUCAACUCUUAUCGGUUGUUUUCUCAUACAUCACGUGGACUUGAGGCAAAGACUAAUGGGUGCACGAAUGCGUAUUGCCUGCUGUUCGCUUAUAUAUCGUAAGACCAUCAGCCUUUCGAUGAAGGCAGCUGGUCAAACCCCGGCAGGGUAUCUCAUUAAUUUACUUUCGAACGAUGUCAAUCGUUUGGAUUACGGUUUCAUAUUUGUCCAUUGGAUAUGGAUUCUGCCAUUGCAAUCGGUGCUAAUUUGUUAUUUAAUAUGGACGAAAAUUGGUGUGGCUGCAGUUGUGGGUGUGGUAGGCCUUUUGCUAAAAACAAUACCCGUACAAACUGGCCUCAGUAAGCUAGCCUCUAAAUUGCGCAUGAAAAUCGCCGAACGCACAGAUGCUCGUGUUGGCAUAAUGAACGAAUUGGUCCAGGGUAUACAGGUGAUAAAAAUGUAUGCCUGGGAAAAACCAUUCCAGAAUGUGGUCAAGGAGGCACGUCGCCGUGAGGUUAAACAAAUUCGUUAUGCCUCCUAUUUGAGAGGGUUCUAUUUGAGUACCAUGGUCUUUACCGAACGUUCCACGUUGUAUAUAACAAUAGCAGCUGCUGUAUUGCUGGGUAGUGCUGUUUCGGCUGAUAUUGUUUUUUCCAUGGCUGGUUAUUAUAACAUUUUCCAAUUGGUGGCGGCAAUUUGGUAUCCUUUGGCUGUGUCAUUUGGUGCUGAGGCUUUGGUAUCCCUAAAACGUGUGCAAAUAUUUUUGAAAAUGGAAGGUUGUGAAGAAAAUACCCCAGGUUUGGUGUACAAAAGCAAUAUUGAGGGUGAUAAACAUGCGGUGACGCUAAAAAAUGUGUCGGCGAAUUGGGAUAACUUGAAGCCACAGAAAACUUUACAGAAUAUUGAUUUGGUGAUACCCAAGGGUCAGCUGUGUGCCAUUAUUGGGCCUGUCGGUGCUGGCAAGAGUUCCAUUAUCCAAUUGAUUUUGGGAGAGCUGCCUUUGACCCAUGGCGACGUAGAGAUACAGGGUAACAUUUCAUAUGCUGCCCAGGAACCUUGGCUAUUUACCGGUACCGUACGCAACAACAUACUUUUCGGUGAGGAAUUCAAUCGCAAACGUUAUGAUGAGAUUACCAAAUGUUGUGCUUUAUCGACGGAUUUCCAACAAUUGCAUAAUGGCGACAAGACUGUGGUUGGAGAACGUGGUGCCUCACUGUCUGGUGGCCAAAGAGCAAGAAUAAGUUUAGCUCGGGCAAUUUAUAAACCAGCAAAUAUCUAUCUCUUGGAUGAUCCUCUAAGUGCCGUAGAUGCCCAUGUGGGACGUCAUUUAUUCGAUGAGGUAAUAGGUCCCAAGAGUCGUUUGGCUGGUGAAAAGGCCACACGGAUUUUGGUAACACAUCAAAUACAUUUCCUUAAUGAGGCUGAUUGGAUUGUCAUUGUGGAAAAUGGUAAAGUUUCCCGUCAGGGUACCUAUAGUGAUUUGCUAUCAAGUGAAUUGGAUUUUGCCAAACUUUUGGAUAGACAACAAACGGCCAGUCCAAAUGGUGUAAUUUCGGAAGACAAUAGCUUAUAUGAGGAUGAUGAUGAUAUACCCUACAUAGAUGGACAACAAGAAUCGCCAGGCUACCAAGCGGUGAGAAGAAAAAGUAGUACUAUGGAUGGUUCAAUGGUAAAGAAAUCGGAAAGUGCCGAACGUGAUGAAUCUGAGAGCAAAGAAAUGGAAGAAGAACAGGCUGAAGGUGGUGUCAGUGGCCGUGUUUGGUUGGAAUAUUUCCGUGCUGGCAGUACCCUCAUGGGUUUUAGUUUUAUGGUUUUCGUAAUGCUGAUGUCUCAAGUCGUCUGCAGUGGUUCGGAUUAUUUUGUAAAUAUUUGGACGCAACAGGAAUAUUUGCGUUCCAUUAAUGAGACUACGGUAUUGACAACAUAUGAAUGCCUUUAUAUUUAUGGUGCUCUUAUUAUUGGUGUUGUUGUGAUGACCGUUUUUCGUGGCUUCCUUUUCUUCAAAGUGUGCAUGCAUGCCUCUAAAGUUCUACACGAUCGAAUGUUUAGUUCGAUUUUGAAUGCUGCCAUGCGAUUCUUUGAUCAAAAUCCAUCCGGACGGAUACUAAAUCGCUUUUCCAAAGAUAUGGGAGCAAUUGACGAAUUUUUACCCAAAUCCAUGAUGGAUUUUAUACAAAUUGCCUUGGUAAUGUUUGGUAUAUUGGUGGUGAUAUGUGUUGUUAACCCAAUACUGAUGUUGGCCAUUGCUGUGGUGACUCUAAUCGAUUGUUUGAUAUUGAAAAUAUACUUGAGACCAUCGCAGGAUUUAAAACGUUUGGAGGGUAUAUGUCGUAGUCCGGUCUUUUCUCACUUGUCGGCUUCGCUAACCGGUUUGGCAACAAUAAGAUCUCGAAAUUUACAAGACACUGUGGCCAAGGAAUUUGAUCAAUUGCAGGAUGUACACAGUGGUGUAUGGCAAUUAACCAUGGCUUCAAAUACCGCACUGGGUUUGUGGUUGGAUUGUGUUAGCUGUUGUUUCCUGACCUGUGUAACCUUUAGUUUUAUUAUUAUCAGUGGGCAAACCUAUAGCGGCAACGUGGGCUUAGCCAUAUCCCAAGCAAUGAUCCUAACCGGCAUGGUGCAGUACGGUGUACGCCAAGUAGCCGAAUCUCUACAACAAAUGACCAGCGUCGAGCGUGUCCUACAAUACACCGAUUUGGAAAAAGAAUGCACUGAAACAAAACAGCCGCCCAUUAGUUGGCCCACACAUGGUCUCAUUGAAUUCCGCAACAUGUCUUGCCGAUAUGAUCCGAACGGUGAAGCAGUAUUGAAGAAUUUAAAUUUGACCAUACAACCAGGCUGGAAGGUGGGCAUUGUGGGACGUACAGGUGCUGGUAAAUCCUCACUAAUAGGUGUGCUGUUUCGUUUGGCUUAUAUUGAGGGUGGUGUAAUAAUCGAUGGCAUCGAUACGGGUACAAUAACACGUGAAUCGUUGCGUUCGAAAAUCUCAAUUAUACCGCAAGAUCCGGUGUUGUUUUCGGCAACAAUACGUUAUAAUUUAGAUCCAUUUGAAAAAUAUUCGGAUGCUGAUAUAUGGAAGGCAUUGGAGGAGGUGGAAUUGAAAAGCGCCAUACCUGGUCUAGAUUUCCUGGUUACCGAACGCGGCAGUAAUUUUAGUGUUGGUCAGCGUCAGCUGAUCUGUUUGGCCCGUGCUGUUUUGCGAAAUAAUAAAAUAUUGGUGCUAGAUGAGGCCACCGCUAAUGUGGAUCCACAAACCGAUGCUCUAAUACAGCAAACAAUACGCAUUAAAUUCAAACAUUGUACAGUUCUGACUGUAGCUCAUCGUUUACAAACUGUUAUGGAUAGCGAUCGAAUAUUGGUUAUGGAUGCUGGUCAAGCCAAAGAAUUCGAUAUACCCUAUGUACUACUACGUAAUCCCAACGGUGCCUUACGACAAAUGGUCGAAGCAACAGGAAGUGAGGCAGAAACGCUAAAGAAGAUUGCCAGUAAAGCCUAUCAUGGUGCUGAAAAAUAA